Talaromyces marneffei is the source of this 3027-nucleotide messenger RNA. RefSeq lists its product as uncharacterized. Lineage: Eukaryota; Fungi; Ascomycota; Eurotiomycetes; Eurotiales; Trichocomaceae. The record is from RefSeq and is a predicted model, not a curated record. Gene Ontology annotation, biological process: carbohydrate metabolic process. Gene Ontology annotation, molecular function: beta-galactosidase activity. Bases 1 to 3027 code for a protein of 1008 amino acids. Gene Ontology annotation, cellular component: vacuole. The transcript has 9 exons.
AUGAAGGUUCUUGAGACUACAGCCGUGGCUUUGGCUUGCCUUUCGGGGCAGGUCUUGGGCAGAGCUUCUUCUUAUCGCGGUGGUGCUAUGCGUUUGUUUGAGAACACUGGUGUGGAGCAGGGAGCUUUGCAGAAUAUCGUAACAUGGGAUUCUCAAUCAUUUUUCAUCAAUGGAGAAGGACUGAUGGUAUUCUCUGGUGAAUUCCAUCCAUUCCGCCUCCCAGUAGCAUCCCUCUACAUCGAUGUCUUCCACAAAAUCAAAGCCCUAGGCUUCAACACCGUCUCAUUCUACGUCGACUGGGCCCUAUUGGAAGGUAAACCGGGCACUUAUCGUGCAGAGGGCAUUUUUGACUUGCAGGCUUUCUUUGAUGCCGCAAAAGCAUCUGGAAUCUAUUUACUCGCUCGUCCCGGUCCGUAUAUCAAUGCUGAAGUGUCUGGUGGAGGGUUCCCAGGUUGGUUGCAAAGAGUAACUGGGACGUUGCGGACUCGGGAUUGGGAGUAUUGGGAUGCCACUAGGAAUUAUGCAAGCCACGUCGGCGCAAUAAUCGCCGCGAACCAAAUCACCAACGGCGGUCCCAUUAUUCUCUAUCAGCCGGAGAAUGAGUACUCAAAAUUCACUGGUCGUUACUCUAAUGACCCGCGUUAUAUGCAGGAUAUUAUGGACACUGCUCGUGAUGCUGGUAUUACUGUACCAUUUAUUAAUAAUGAUGCAGACGCGUAUGGAUAUAAUGUGCCUGGGUCUGGUGUUGGGGCUGUUGAUAUCUAUGGUUUCGAUUCGUAUCCACUAGGAUUUCAUUGCGGCGACCCGCAUAGCUGGCCAUUCCGUGGUCUACCGACGGAUUUCAACCGUCAUCAUCAGCAGCAGAGUCCUUCUACUCCAUUCUCGCUUGUUGAGUUUCAAGCUGGUUCUUUCGAUCCAUGGCAUGGUAGCGGAUUCGAGAAUUGCGCCGCUCUGACCGGAGUGGAAUUUCAAAGAGUCUUCUAUAAGAACAACAUUGCUGCCGGUGUUAGGCUUAUGAACUUGUAUAUGAUAUUCGGUGGCACCAACUGGGGCAACUUGGGUUACCCAGAAGGCUAUACAUCCUACGACUACGGUGCCGUGAUCUCGGAGUCUCGAAGCGUCGAUCGCGAGAAAUACAGUGACCUUAAACUGCUCGGAAACUUUUUUAAAGUCUCACCUUCUUACCUUGAUGCUGUGCCCUGGAGCGGUUCCAACAACGCGUACAUUACGUCUCAAGCGGAACUGGUUCUUAGACCCUUGCUUGGCCGAAGCACUAAUUCUUCAUUCUGGGUGAUGCGUCACGCGGAUUAUACCUAUUUAGGCUCCAGCAUCUAUACGCUCAAUGUGCCGACUAGUGCCGGUUCUCUGGUUUUGCCUCAACUGGGCUGCUGCUUGACACUAAAUGGUCGUGAUUCUAAGAUUCAUGUUACGGAUUAUGAUGUUGCAGGAACCAAUAUUUUGUAUUCGACUGCGGAAGUGUUCACAUGGAAGAACUUUUCCGAUUACAAGGUUCUUAUUGUAUAUGGUGGACCAGGAGAACAUCAUGAGUUGGCAGUUUCUGUGUCUUCGAAUGCACAUAUUUCGAUUGUUGAUGGUCCCAAGUCUGAUGUCAAAACCAAGAUACAGAAUGGCCAAGCGAUUAUUGCCUGGGACGUAUCUUCCUCCCGCAAAAUUGUGAAGGUGGAAAAUCUAUUCAUCUUUUUGCUCAAUCGCAAGUCGGCCUAUAAGUACUGGGUGCCCCAGGUCGGUACAUCGGGUAGUGUUAUCGGAUUCACCACCAAAGAGACAGUUGCAAACUCCAUCAUCGUAAAUGGUGGUUAUCUCGUGCGAUCGGCAUGGCUUCAAGGAAACCAAUUUCACCUAUCCGCCGACUUCGAUGCUACCACUACCCUUGAAGUCAUUGGCGUUCCUGCGAAUGCGACUAGCUUGUAUAUCAACGGUGUGCAAUACAACCAUACCAAAACUUCCAACGGAUUCUGGAUUGCGAAAGUUGAAUAUAAGACUCCCAAAAUCGUUCUACCAGAUUUCACAAAAUUGACGUGGAGAUACGUCGACUCACUGCCCGAAAUUCGGUCAACGUACGAUGACAGUGCAUGGGUUAAGGCUAACUAUCCCCAGACUAACAAUACUUCCACGCCGCUUAAGACUCCUGUAUCGCUAUUCGCCUCGGAUUAUGGUUUUCAUACGGGUACUCUGAUCUACCGCGGCCACUUUGUUGCCGUUCUCCAUGAGGUAUAUUUCGCUGUUACCACUAUCGGUGGCAACGGCUUUGGAAGCAGUGUAUGGCUAAAUGAUACAUUCCUGGGGUCAUGGAAAGGCAGUGCAAACAAUGCUUCUGCAAGUUCCAUCUACGCAUUUCCGGUUAUGGAACUCGGAUCCAGCUAUACUCUCACGGUACUUAUUGCCAAUACCGGCCUAGACGAGAACUGGGUAGUUGGCACGGAUUCAAUGAAGACUCCAAGGGGUAUUCUUGAUUAUGAAUUGUAUAAUCACAAUCAGAGUGAUAUUUCCUGGAAGAUUACUGGCAAUCUAGGUGGUGAGGACUAUGCAGACCUGACUCGUGGACCUCUGAACGAAGGUGGACUCUAUGCCGAACGUCAGGGCUGGCAUCAACCGUCCCCACCAAGCAGCGACUGGGAAAUAUCAAGUCCCUUGGACGGUCUCAAACAGGCUGGAGUAGGUUUCUACUCGACUUCUUUCACUCUUAAUCUUCCGGAAGGAUAUGACAUUCCCCUCUUCUUCACGUUUAGUGCCAAGGGUUCGUGCAGAGUCCAGCUUUAUGUCAACGGAUAUCAGUAUGGAGUAUAUGUUCCGCAACUUGGUCCUCAGACAAAGUUCCCCGUUCCACAAGGUAUCUUGAACUAUCAAGGCGAGAACUGGAUUGCGAUCACUCUUUGGGCGCAGGAUAGAAGUGGUGCGAAACUGGAGAGCUUUGAACUUACCUACACCACACCGGUGCUGACUGCAUUGACAGGACUUACGUCCUCGCCUCAGCCUGUAUAUAGUAAGAGACCGGGUGCAUAUUAG